Cladocopium goreaui is the source of this 1021-nucleotide messenger RNA. Lineage: Eukaryota; Dinophyceae; Suessiales; Symbiodiniaceae. The record is from the annotation of a GenBank genome assembly.
GGAUCCAACCACCAUCGCCAUGACUGAUGAAGCACCUGACGGGGCUGAUGACGUGGAGGAUGAGCCCGACGUGGAGGGGCUCUUUGGCUCCAGCGAUGAAGAAGGAGAGGAGCCGAUGCCGGACGAAGCGGAGCUCUUCGGAGGCUCUGAUGAGGAGGACGAAGAUGGAGCGGCUGAUGCUGUGCCCGAUAGCAGAUCAGAGAUCAGUGACAUGGAUGAGAGGGACAUCUUCGGUGAUGUCUCCGAUGAUGAUCCGGAAAAGGAGCUGACCAUCGAGCUGGAGUCCAGACAACGACCUCCGGCCGACCAGGAGCUGGUGACCAUGCGCUUGCCGAACAUCAUUUCCUUCGAAGAAGCUGAAUACAGUGGAUUCGAUUCCAUUACGGAUGAAAUGAUGGAAGGUUACAAGGAGUACAAGAACACCCGCGGCAAUAGCGCGUUGAAGCUGAUGAACCCCGAGAAUUGCGUGCGUUGGCGCUACGAAGAGGAUGACGUGGGGAAUCGCACCUUGGACGAUGGCGGCAAAGAGGUCUGCGAGUCCAACACGCGUCUGGUGGAGUGGGAAGAAGGGUCAUGGAGCCUCUUUGUUGGCGGCGAAGCCUUUCAGAUCCAGCAGAUGAGCGACAGGACACCCAUCUUCGAAGAGAACAGCAAAGACGUCUUCGUUUGUCAUGGGAGUAUCACUCAGAAGUUUCAGGCGAUGCCCAAAUCCAUGGACUCGGCAUCGCACGAGAUGCUCAAGAAGUCUCAGUACCGAAAGUACGAACCCGUGCGCCGCUCGCUGCUGAUGACCGAAGCGGACACUAUGGAUGCCAAGCAAGCAUUAGAAAUCCAAGCCAAUGAACGAAAGGCUCGAGCAAAGAAGCGGCCGGCGGUGGAAGGAGGUCCAAUGACAGCUGGCUUCCUGGAAGAUGAUGCGUCGGUCCAUGGGCCGAGUGUGGCAGACAUCAAGAAGCAAUACCGUAGUCGACCGGCCAAACGGCCCAAGCCCGAGUCGCCUUCGCAGUGAUGCGAAAAAAAA